Messenger RNA from Hylaeus volcanicus, 1009 nucleotides. It is a transcript of the gene thoc7, whose product is annotated as THO complex subunit 7 homolog. Lineage: Eukaryota; Metazoa; Arthropoda; Insecta; Hymenoptera; Colletidae. Gene Ontology annotation, cellular component: THO complex part of transcription export complex. Gene Ontology annotation, biological process: mRNA processing; mRNA export from nucleus. Bases 249 to 866 code for a protein of 205 amino acids. The transcript is spliced from 3 exons. The record is from RefSeq and is a predicted model, not a curated record.
AACAUUUUCCAAAGAAGGAAACGAGACAAACAUGUCGGCAAACUUCAGAUUUAUUCGAAGCCUAAGGUUUUGCCCAUCACUGUUGUAUUAGACUAAUAAUUAUACACAUGCAGUGCGGCGUGUUUAAAGCUAACCUUCGACGUUACACAAUUUUUACUGGAUCUAUUAAUAAUAAACAAGCUACAUCAAUUGGUUCCAAGUAAUAUUUUAUUAACGUUAUUCAACAGUUAUUUUUGUCAACGUUUAAAAUGUCUGACGAAGAGGUAAUACGUCGAAGAUUGCUCAUAGACGGGGAUGGAACUGGAGAUGAUCGCAGGAUAAAUAUGCUCCUGAAAUCAUUCAUAAAAUGGAUAAAUAGCCCUGAUGUAGACAACACGCUACACGAGAGGAUGUUGUCGCAACUUGCUCAGUGUGAAUUCGCGCAACGAAAGUCCAGACUAGUUUCGAAUAUGAGUCAAGAAGAAUUGAAGAGUUACGAACAGUUAUCUAAGGAAAUUGAAAUUCAAAUAGAGGAGGCUAAGAAAGACAUAGAAAAAACAAAGGUGGAGUUGCAGGACGCGAAACGCGUAAGAAAGAAUAGAAUCGAGUACGACGUGCUGGCAAAAGUAAUAAAUGAACAACCAGAUCGAGUGCAAACUAAUUUGAAACUUGCCACUUUACGCGAAGAAUUAGACAAGUUAAAGGAAAAAUCUGAACAGUUAGAACACAAAUUGGAAAUGAGACGUAAACAAUUUCAUGUUUUAAUUUCUUCUAUACAUUCUCUGCAAGGAAUGUUGAAUGAGUGUGAUGAGGAAAUGAUGGAUGUUAGUUUAGAAAAUUAUGAGGAUACAGAUACUCCAAUGCCUUCUAAAGCUGAGGCAUCUUGAGAUCUUGAGAUAAUAUCUGUGUCUCUUUCUGCAAUUGAAUGUAAAUAAUGAUGAUACAAAUCCCCUUGGAGAAUUAACAGGCUUCUACGUUCUAAUAGAAGACUGAAGUCUAAGUCAAGUUGCUGCAACUGAAAAAAGGGGAU